Akanthomyces muscarius is the source of this 2046-nucleotide messenger RNA. RefSeq lists its product as uncharacterized. The transcript has 2 exons. NCBI's taxonomy places the organism in Eukaryota, Fungi, Ascomycota, Sordariomycetes, Hypocreales, Cordycipitaceae. The coding region runs from base 1 to 2046 and encodes 681 amino acids. The record is from RefSeq and is a predicted model, not a curated record.
AUGUCGCAGGUCGAGACCAACUGGGAUCUCGACAGCGACGAGAUUGCAUCGAUCGCAUCCGAAGAGCUCCACGAAAACAGACCCAACCGCUGGAAAGGUCCAAAGUCGACAUGGCGCCACUUCACCGAGGAAGAGCGCAUGCUGUGGCGCUCGAUGAAGCAGCUGCAGGAUGAGGACUUGGGCGUGCAUUUGUACAACGCCUUUGCGCUGAAGCAACGCGCGACGAACCCAGAGACUGCCAGAGACCUGGUGCUGCAAAUGGAUGAUGGCCAGGAGGCUGUGUGGGCGCCGCCCAAGAUGUGGACGGCCUGGCCCAUGCGGCAGAAGCAUCUACCACCCCUCGGCCUCUUCAAAGAUGAAAGCGAUGGAGAUGAUGAGUUUACUUUUCGUCGCAAGGAGAAUACCACGCCGAGCUCUGAGCUGAAAGCGGAACUCAUUGCCACGAUUCUGCGGACUGCCAAGGAGCGCUUUCGUCGGCGUAAGCCGCCUCAGCCCAUCAAGCCGUCGAUAGAAACUUCGGCUUCGCCGCGUCUGGGCGAUCAAAGCAGCGAUUCCUCUUCUGAUAAUCUAGAGAUGGAAUUCUCCGCGCGGCCCGCCGAGAAACAAGCUACUGACGUUUCCGUUAUUGAUGAUGAGCAGCCUAAUGCACGGGGCGGGAAGAAUGCUACUAAGACAUACGAUCCCGUCGUUUCUGCGGAUGAUGAUCUCUCGGCGUCGCUUCUUAAGCCAUCCGUGCAGCAUAUACUAUCGCAACUCGACAAGGCCCUCGCUAUUCUACACAACACACGUGUAGCUGGUCUCAGCUACCUGUCCGACUCUUCGGAGACGGAGACGGAGGAGGAGUCGGAAAUUUCUCCUGCCUCGACACGAAAACGAGGUCGCGGUCGUCCGCGACUGCCUCCUCAGCCGAGCGCUGCAGCCUCGCCAGGUGGUUCAACUUCACGUCGCGGGCGGCCCAAAAGGGUCCGCGUGCCGGAACACGGCGAAACGCAGGAGCAGAUGGAGCUGCGUCUCGCAAGGCUCGGUCACAGACGCCUACCCGCCACUGACGACGACCGCGAGGCGGCGUUCGAGGAAUGGCUCCGGCAGGGCGACGAGCGCGUCGCACGCGAGCAGCGCCGGCUCUCCAGCCGGCCUGUCUCCGAGGAGCCCGAGUCGCAGGACGACGAUGGCGCUGGCCGCAUGCUUGGCGACGACGGCAUGGACAGCGAGGCAAGGACCAAUGCGGAGAGAAAGAUUCAUCGCUGGGGCCUGCGCGACUGGAGCGACGUCGUCGGCGCCGCCGCCCUGGCCGGCUUCCCGCCGGGCGUCAUUGCGCGCACGACGCAGCGCUGCGCAAACCUGUUUGGGCAGGGCAUGGCCCUCUCACGCCUCGACGAGGCACCCGCGGCGCGGGCCGCCGCGAGCGUCCGCAUCACCACGUACCAGCCAGAACGCAUCCAUCUGUCGGCGUCUCCGAGCGAUAGCGACGACUCGGACGCCGGUGAGGACUCGGACUACGACGAGAUGGAACGCGCAGCUAGCCUGAAGCAGCGCCGCAUUGCAUCGCGCCAAGCGUCCCUCUCGCGCGCCAGCCGCGAAGCCAGCGCUGACGUGGCCCGCGGCAGAGGCCGGCCAACCGUCACCGCCUCGCCGCGCAGCGGCUCCCAGCAGCACGACGGCCCCGCGUCCCGCUCGCAGUCGCGCUCGCGCUCGCGAUCGGUGACGCGGUCCUCGGCAGGGCUCAUGUUCUGUCCGCUUGCGUCGUGCGACCGCGCCGCCACCGGCUUCUCGCGGCGCGCCAACCUGCGGCGGCACAUGCGCCUCGUGCAUCCCGGCCACAACGGGGACGCCGCCGCCGCUGCCGCCGUCGUCGUGGCCGAGGACAGCGAGGACGAUACGGUGGGCGCGGUCCACGUCGACGGGUUCCUGCGCACUGUCAACCCGGGCAAGGGCUGGCGCGGCGAGGAUGCUCUGAGCAGGAAGAGGAGAGGGGCACACGUGCGAACAGCGACGCCGCCGACCGAGAACAUGGAUAUAGCUUCUUCUUCUGAGGAUUCCGAGUAA